Malus domestica (apple) is the source of this 2104-nucleotide messenger RNA. Its product is annotated as conserved oligomeric Golgi complex subunit 8. Gene Ontology annotation, biological process: intra-Golgi vesicle-mediated transport. The record is from RefSeq and is a predicted model, not a curated record. Gene Ontology annotation, cellular component: COG complex. NCBI's taxonomy places the organism in Eukaryota, Viridiplantae, Streptophyta, Magnoliopsida, Rosales, Rosaceae.
CCCAAUCGCGGCAAAUCAAACGACACGACAACAACCCCAUCGAAACUGAGCAACGAACUCCAUAGCAGCAGCAGCAGAUCUGAAAAUCUGCAUUUCCCUCCGAUACGUCCAAACUCCUAACCGGAGGGUCCGAGAUCCGAAACCUCCAUCCAAUUCGGAGCUCCAGCAUCCGAUGAUGGAGUCCGAAAAUGCUGCCGACGACUCCUCCGCGGUGGCCAGCCUCCUCCCGUUGGCCUCCGCCUCCCAGCAACCCUACGUCUCCGAGCUCCUCUCCUUCACCCUCGAUCGCCUCCACAAGGAACCGGAGCUUCUCCGGGUCGAUGCGGAGCGAAUACAGCGGCAAAUGCAGGAGGUGGCGGUGGCCAAUUACCGAGCUUUCAUUGCUGCUUCCGACGCGUUGGUCGCAAUUCGAAACGAAGUGUCUUCCAUUGACAAACAUCUCGAGUCUCUGCUGGAGGAGACGCCGAAGUUGAUGAAUGGGUGCACUGAGUUUGUUGAAUCUGCGGAGCAGAUUUUGGAAAAGAGGAAAUUGAACCAGACGUUGCUAGCCAAUCACAGUACAUUGCUCGACUUACUUGAAAUCCCUCAGCUUAUGGAGACAUGUGUGAGGAAUGGAAAUUACGAUGAAGCUCUUGACUUAGAAGCAUUUGUUAGCAAACUUUCAACCAUGCACCCCAAAUUGCCCGUUAUUCAAGCUUUGACUGCAGAAGUCAGGCAGACCACUCAAUCUCUUCUUUCUCAACUUCUUCAGAAACUUCGUUCAAAUAUUCAGUUACCUGAAUGUCUCCGUAUUAUUGGAUAUUUACGUAGAAUAGGAGUUUUUAGUGAGUAUGAAAUGCGUUUACAGUUUUUGAGAUGUCGGGAGGCAUGGCUUACUGGAAUUCUGGAGGAUCUGGACCAGAGAAAUGCUUAUGAGUACCUGAAGGGGAUGAUAAAUUGUCAUAGAAUGCAUCUUUUUGAUGUUGUUAACCAAUAUAGAGCAAUAUUUGCUGAUGAUACAUCAGGCAGUGAAGAAAAUUAUGACGGUGGUCUUCUUUUCAGUUGGGCUAUGCAUAUAAUUACUUCACACCUUAAGACUCUUAAAAUUCUGCUUCCAAAGAUAACUGAAGGCGGAUCUCUAUCAAAUAUCUUGGAUCAAUGCAUGUAUUGUGCUAUGGGACUUGGUUGGGUUGGGCUAGAUUUCCGGGGCUUGCUGCCAUCACUGUUUGAAGAGGCAGUUCUCAACUUGUUCUCAAAAAACAUGAGCACAGCAGUUGAGAAUUUUGAGGUGGUCUUGGAUUCACAUCGUUGGGUCCCACUACCAGCAGUUGGCUUUUCAUCGAACAGUCAUGGUGAUGAAAAUCAGGAUGAUGUAACCCCGCCAUCUUAUCUUAUGGAACAUCCACCUCUUGCUGUUUUUGUUAAUGGCGUGUCUGCAGGGAUGAACGACCUCCGCCCCUGUGCCCCAAUAAGUUUAAAGCAUGUGCUUGCUCAAGAGUUGAUCAAGGGAUUGCAGGCUGUUUCUGAUUCUCUACUGCGGUACAAUACAAAUCGGAUGCUGAAAGAACACGAAUCUGGACUUUUCCUCUCACUUUGUCGAGCAUUUAUUGAGGUUACUUACCCGCACUGUGCCACAUGCUUUGGCCGCUGUUACCCUGGUGGAGCUGCUUUAAUCAUGGAUGCAAAGAGUUUGUAUGACGGGAUUGGCCGCCUACUGACAGUCGCCACUCCAUCAAGAGGACUCACGAAACCUGUUGGUGAUGGAGACGGAGAUGGAAAUGAGAAUGAGAAUGAAAAUGAAAAGAACGUAACUGAGAACGGUGACGUGUCUGCGGUAGAAAAUGGGAUCUCGCCGGUCGUUGAAGAAACCGAUAAUACCAACUCUGAUGAGAGGGAACAGAAAAGCCCCACUUUGCAAACAGAGGAAGAGACGCACUGAUCAUGGACGUGUGUAGCUCCCAUGUUUUGUAAUUUUGAAUAUUGGCUCUAAUAUUUUGCUUGUAAUUAUUUGGCUCAAAGAUGUUAUAUCGGAAUUUCAGAUGUUAUAUGAUAGAGAAGAGAAACAAUUUGAUUGUAGAAAAACAUCAGCAAAUUAAUAACAAUUUCAUACUGAUUUGUUGUACCA